CCCUUGCCUUUUAUUAAGGUAAGUACCUAAGGUAGGUACUUUUCGUGGUCGUGUUUGCCUCUUCCUGAUUGGCCCAAAGGAAGCCUGACCAUCCCUCGCCGGAACGCGUUAAUCAAGUCGUUGCCACACGCGUUCAGCAUCACCUCUCUGUCGACGUUACUUCGUGCGAGCUUCUUCAGCCACCAAGGCUAAAGACAUCCUCGACAACUGAAUCUCGGAGCGAAGACCGAGAAGUUCGAAAAAGAAAAAAGAAAAGAAAAACAAAUCCGCCAUGAUCCCCAUCCCGCAAGACUACAACCACGGCCACCGAGCCUUCCUGCAGUCCUUUAUGGGCCGGGGAACAUUAUCAUACGAGGACGCGAGGCCGAUCCUCGCCGCAAUUUUCACCAUCGAGGAGAAUGAGCCGGUGACUCCAGAUCAGGUCACACGGGAGGACUUCGACUCGUACAUAGAGGCUGCAUCGAACGCCAUCUCGUUUUUCGACUACGAGAUUAGGAGUACCGUGCACCAAGUCACCAAGAAGCCUCUCUUCGUUCUCGUUAACACCACAUCGGACCCAAUGACGCGCCUAGCUACGACGUAUACGGCCGAAGAAAUCAGUUUCGUCAGGCGCAUGCUCGACGCCAUGUUCGACUCGUACAACACACCACGCAUGGAGGUCAUGUCCCUGAGCGAGAUGGAUGCGAUCAAGCUGGCCAGGCCAUCCCCGCGGCGCAAUAACGGGGAAGACGUAGACGGCGAGGGGCCCGAUGGAACGCAGGCGCGAACCCAGUCCACCGAUAGGGGCCUGAAACACAGCGAGGUGGAGAAGAUGCUAGCCAAACUGGUCGGCGAAGGUUGGCUCGAGAAAUCAGCGAUAGGGCGCUAUUCCCUCAGUCCAAGGGCGCUGGUGGAGCUGAGGACGUGGCUGGUAGACUCCUUCAACGACCCGGAGGCCGCACCGGGCGAGUGGCAGCGGAUCAAAUUCUGCGAGGCCUGCAGGAGCAUUGUCACGCACGGGCAGCGGUGCGCGGAAAGGGACUGUACCGUACGCCUCCACGAUAUCUGCGAGGAGGCUUUUUGGAGGACGCAGCGGGCCAAGAAAUGCCCGCGGUGUUCGACCGAGUGGACGGGCCAGAAGUUCGUGGGCGAGCGGGCUGUGACAACCACCGAAGCCUAUCAAAGAGCUCGGAGGAACGGUCACCGCAGAAGCCAAAGGGGCGAGGCAGAUGGCAACAGGGACAGUGGCGAGGACAGCGACGGUCGCGGAGAAGAGUGAGGCGUUAAAGAAAGAAAGAAACAAAAGAGAAAAAUAAAGAUGGCGCGCCGUAUCAAAUGGUCUUCAAAGCCUGGCUGCAACGGUGGACUAAUACGUGGAAGAAAGAAACCCGGCCACAUGCACACCCUUACACCUACGGAAUAGCAGUUUCUGCGGCGGAGUCGACCAUGGUUUCAUGGACGACCAGCUCGACGAAGCCGAGCAAGCCAACCCAGCCUGUGGAGGCCCCUAGGUGUUUAAAGGAUUAUCGUCUCGUCACAGUCCCAUUAUUGGGGAGAGAUGUGGAGGAGACAUAUGGUGACUGCUUGGACUUCUCAAUGCAUAAGCCAGUUCAAAUGCAGGGUUGGUUGGACCUCGGAAGUCGAUGGCGGCGGUUGCAGUGGUCACUGCAGUGGUCCUGCAGGGUAGCGAAGAUCUCCAACCCGCCAUACCGCUACACCAAUGAGGGUCCAGGAAAAGUACCUGUUGUGGGGCAUUUU
Messenger RNA from Sodiomyces alkalinus F11, 1737 nucleotides. RefSeq names its product putative DNA repair protein Nse1. Gene Ontology annotation, molecular function: ubiquitin-protein transferase activity. Gene Ontology annotation, cellular component: Smc5-Smc6 complex; nucleus. The record is from RefSeq and is a predicted model, not a curated record. The coding region runs from base 272 to 1258 and encodes 328 amino acids. The transcript has a single exon. NCBI's taxonomy places the organism in Eukaryota, Fungi, Ascomycota, Sordariomycetes, Glomerellales, Plectosphaerellaceae. Gene Ontology annotation, biological process: double-strand break repair via homologous recombination; DNA damage tolerance.